CUCCCAGUAAAAAUCCCAAAUCAUGUGACAGGCCUAAUAGAAGAAAACGACACAUUGUUUAUUUCAGCAAUGAACUGCAAUACCAUCUUUGUACUGGACUUAAAAGAAGGAAAUCACAAAUAUUUGCAGCACCCUUUGUUGAAAGACACUUGUGCCAUGGAGCUCCAUCAAGACAGACUCAUUACAAUAUCCAGCGACGGGAAUGCAGUUGUAUGGGAUUUAAAAAGCUACAGAGUUUGCUUGUACUUUCACAUCUUUGACAGUCCUGAAGUGCAAUGUAUAGGUGAUGCAAACCAAGGCAUCAUAUUUGAAAGGGAGCCUUUAAUUAAAGACCUGGAGGACCCUGAACUCUUGGCUUUGAGUACAGGUUAUAAAAACAUGGGUGGACUUGUCUCUACUUCUCUACAACAUAGGGAGACUAACAGUAAAAUAGCUUCAUUGCUUGUGUCAUAUGAUGGUUUUGUCUUUGCCUGGUCAAUUGACGCAUGUGGAGGAGUGAUAGCAAAAUUUAGAGCAGUGACAGAGAAAAGUGCAAAGAUUACCUGCAUGACAACUGAUACAACAGAAAAUAUACUACUGACUGGUGACAGCACUGGAAUAAUCUGUCUGUGGGACAUUCAGGGAUAUGCUGACAGAAAAAAGAGUGACCCUGUGCCUCAUGAAAGAAUUAAAGGAUGGCGCACAUCGCUCUGUGCACCUCCACUGCUGAGAUCUUGGCAGAGUGGUAACGAUUGGAUUGUGAGCGUUUUAUUAUGCCCCGAUUGCGACGUUAUAAUAUCUGCAGGAUUGGAUCAAAAUGUCAAAAUAUGGAAUAUGAAGGGUGACUUUUUAGGGACCUUCAUGAAGGACAGAUGGGAUCCCAGUGUCUUGAUGUUCCCUGAGAGCAAAGACAGAAAAGAGUUUAAAAAGGUGAAGAAAACUGACGACGGUAAAAGAAAAAUAUUAGUAGAAAAGGAUCCAUUGGGACCUGCAAAAAAGGAACUCAUGCAUCUGAUUCAACUAAUAAAAACAGAUAAACAUGAGCUGGACAGUCUGAAUUCUCGCAGUUACUUGUGUGAAAAAAACCAGACAAAAACUAAACCUGUUGCACGCCCACCUGUUUCUCAGAGAACAACAUUACCAAGGACUAAAACUACCUUUGUAAAAACUGAAAGGACCCCCAAGACUCUUGAGAAGACAGCAGGACAAUCACACAUUCCAAUUCUCAAAGAUAAGAAAAAGCUAACAGAAACUAAAUCUGUUGCACACCCACCUGUUUCUCAGAGAACAACAUUAUCAAGGACUAAAACUACCUUUGUAAAGACUCUUGAGAAGACAGCAGGACAAUCGAACAUUCCAAUUCUCAAAGACAGGAAAAGGCUAACAGAAACAAAACCUGUUGCAUGCCCACCUGUUUCUCAGAGAACAUUAUUAAGGACUAAAACUCCCUUUGUCAAAACUGAAGGGACCCCGAAGACUCUUGAGAAGACGGCAGGGCAAUCACACAUUCCAACUCUCAAAGAUGAGAAAAAGCUAAAAGAAACUAAACCUGUUGCACGCCCACCUGUUUCUCAAAGAACAACACUAUCAAGGACUAAAACUACCUUUGUAAAGACUGAAAGGACGCCCAAGACUCUUGAGAAGACAGCAGGGCAAUCACACAUUCCAAUUCUCAAAGAAAAUAAAAAGCUAACAGAAACUAAACCUGUUGCACGCCCACCUGUUUCUCAGAGAACA
Molecule: messenger RNA, 1716 nt
Organism: Oryzias melastigma (Indian medaka)
Lineage: Eukaryota; Metazoa; Chordata; Actinopteri; Beloniformes; Adrianichthyidae
Molecular function (GO): protein binding
Source: RefSeq, a predicted model, not a curated record